GUGUUGAGCGCUGAACGCACAGGCGACAAAAAGAAAAUAAUUGUCGCAUUCAAUUUGUUGAGAGUUUUCUUUCGCGCGAUUAGAAACGCUAUCAAGUCGCGGCUUUACGAAGGUGGUGCGAUAAAAAUCGCUUGAAUUCGGCAAAAAUAUUGGCCAUAUAAAACGUUGUUGCGGGCAUUUUGUUGUUGUUGCAGUUUGGGGCAUCUUUUGUUAAAAAGCCACACGAAUUGGGGUUUUUUUCUGGUGUCUGUCGAAUUUUGUGGCCCGCGCGCAAAACUUGAAUUUUUAAGCUGAUUCCGCAAAAAAGCAAAGUCACAACAAAAACCAAUACAAAAAGCAUAAAAAGCAAAAUAAAAUCAAAUAAAAUCAAGCUAAAAACAUAUGCUGAUGCGAGCAUUGUGCUGAGAAAGAUACAGAGAUACAAGUGAAGUGACAUGUGAAGUGAGUCGAGAUACUUUAUCUAUAUUGUCCUGGAUUAAAUAUAUUUCGGGUAUCUCGAUUGCUCCAUACAAAAAAUAAUACAUAUAUCAUGUGCUAAGCCAAGCAGCCACGAUCAACUUCAGUUAAUCCUCAGCUCAACCAAUUCGAAAUGCUGGAGAAACAAAGCGCCAUUUCAGUGUCCGGCUCCUGCUGCAGCUCCACGGCGACCAAUGCGGACCUGGACUACGAUGUGCCCGUGUCGCGGCGCAUUCACAUUAAAUCGAAACUUUAUGCUAGAGCCAUUUAUGAUAAUCACGCCGACGAUCCGGACGAGCUGCCCUUCAAGAAGGGCGACAUCCUCACAGUCAUCGAACAGAACACCGAAGGCAUCGACGGCUGGUGGCUCUGCUCGCUGCGCAACCGACAGGGUCUUUGCCCCGGCAACCGGUUACGCAUCUUGAACUCGUACGAUUCGGGCUGUUUCUCACCAUCGCCGGCCAGUUCGCCAAUACCCUCGCUGGCGGCCAGUACGGCCACAUUGAACAGUUCCAUCUGCUCGGCGGAGAUCUAUGAGAACGGUUCCAUCAUCAGCGCAUCGGGUGCAUCUGGCAGCAAUGCGGACAGCCAAUCCACAGGCUCAGCCUCAUCCAACGGCCAGGGCCGCGGUGCACGCAGAUCGUGGCAUGUCUCGCCGAACAAGGUCAUUACGCCGCAGCGGCACGGGGAUGUGUACAUCUACAACAGCUCGCCGGGAACAUUGUGUGGAGCGCCGCGUUCACCGCAUCCUCAGCAGAUUUACGGCAACCAAAGCAUCUAUCAGAACCUCGGCAUGAUGAUGGGCACACCGAAUGGCAAUGGCAAUGGUAACGGCAGCGAGUUCGAGACCUACGACAUACCCAAGCCGGCGACGCCUGUGCCCCUGAACUAUGAUGGUCCGGGCAGGCAGGGCGUGCGAACGCCCACAACGGGCUCUGCGCUGGGCGCCCGAUUCGAUUCGCUCAAGAGCGUCGGCGCUUCCAUGUCCAUUGAGGAGGAGUCCUACGAUGUGCCACGCCCACUGCUGCAACAGCAGCAGCAGCAGCCGCAGCACACGCUAACACCCAGCAGUUCGGCAUCCUCACUGCUGACCAGCGACAGCCUGUCGCUGAGCUUCUCCAGCUCCAAUCGCAGCUCGCUGGCCAACAUGCCGGACUAUGAUAUACCACGCCGUAAUCCGUUGCCCGUGCGACAUCAGCGGCCGCAUGCCGCCAGCUACGACUUUCCGCUGCUGCCGCCGCUCCAGGAGCAGGAUCAGCAGCAGCAGCGCAUGUCAACCCACCAGCCCACCAAUGGCAGCCAAGCGCUGAGCAGCACCAAGGAGCUGCCGCUGGAGCUGAACUCGGCGCUGGAGACGCUGGCCAAGCUACAGUCGCAGACAACGCAGGCCAUAACGCGUCUGCUCAGCUUUGUGGUGCCGCAUUGGCGCACCCGAGCACAGCUGGAGCCGCACAUUAUGGAACUGCGGCUGGCUGCACUGCGUCUGCGCACCGCGCUGCACGAUCUGGCCGAGUUUGGCGAAGGUGCUCUGGGCAAUGCGCAGCGUUCCGAGGACAGGAAUUUGGCCCUUAAGCUGCGGCCGUUGGUGCGUGCCCUGCGCGAUGCCAACAAGCUCAUCCAGGACUCCUCCGAGGCGUUGGAUGCACAGGGUGGUGGCUGGUCCGUGGAACAGCUGGCGCGCAGCGAUGAGAAGCACGGCUGCCGGCCACCCGAUAGUCUGGAUCAGCUGAUGGCCUGCGCCCAGACACUCACCGAGGAUGUGCGCUCCACGACCAGCUUCAUCCAGGGCAAUGCUUCGCUUCUGUUCAAGCGCCAGCUGCCCGCGGAGCAGGCCGGCUCACAGAAUGGGAGCAGUCGCGGCAGCGCCGAGUGGCUGGAGGACUACGACUAUGUGGCCUUCGAGUCCAAGGAUGCCGCUGCCAAAAAGAAUCAGGCUCUACGUGAUGCCAUACCCGCCGGCCUCAAGACCCAGUUCGAUUGCGCGCUCAAGAUCGCCGAGUGCACGGCCAUGGGCACGUCGGUGCCCGCGGCAGUGCCCACCACGCCCACAGCCGCGCCCAACAAGUCGCCGGAGAUGACAGACAAGGACAAGAAGGUGGUGCGCUACUAUGCGCAGCAGAUCACCACGCAUAUGGGCAAUCUGCUGCAGGCGAUCGAUUCGUUCCUGGAGACGGUAGAGAAGAAUCAGCCGCCGAAGUUUUUCAUCGCCUACGGCAAGUUUGUUGUGGUCAGCGCACAUAAUCUGGUCAGCAUUGGUGACGAUGUGCAUCGCAAUAUCUCCAAGGAGGCGUUGCGCGAGAAGAUACUGCAUUGCACCAAUGCCCUCUCCGAUGCGCUCAAGACCUGUGUGCUCAAGUCCAAGAAGGCGGCGGCACAUUUCCCCAGCGGCAGUGCCGUCCAAGAAAUGGUCGACUCCGUGGUGCACAUCAAUAAUCUGGCGCGUGAUCUCAAGACGGUGAUGCUGCAGGCCGUUAAAUUGUCCGCCGGAGAUGGAGCCUGAAUUGAUAGCUGUGCUUCGAGGCGACAAUCCAAAGCAGACAGUAUUUCGUAGGCUUCCAAGGUCUUCCAGGCAGGCAGCUGGCAAUGUUCCUUACUCUGGUAACCACGCUUUGACUAUGCAAUAAACCCAACAGCAUCCCCGCACGCAUCGAUCCUCGAUAUACAUAUAUAUAUAUAUAUACAUAUAUAUGAAUACAUAUAUCAUUUGCAUUGUGAUAUUUUGGAGCAAACAUCUGAAAAAUGCACAUCUCCCGAUAUCAUACAUAUAUGUGUACAUGGAUCACGCAUAUGUAUAUAUAUUUUGCGAUAAAUAUGCAUAAUAA
Messenger RNA from Drosophila novamexicana, 3278 nucleotides. RefSeq names its product breast cancer anti-estrogen resistance protein 1 (gene p130CAS). Gene Ontology annotation, molecular function: protein binding. The record is from RefSeq and is a predicted model, not a curated record. Gene Ontology annotation, biological process: cell surface receptor protein tyrosine kinase signaling pathway; cell migration. The transcript has 4 exons. Bases 590 to 2956 code for a protein of 788 amino acids. Gene Ontology annotation, cellular component: plasma membrane; cytoplasm. NCBI's taxonomy places the organism in Eukaryota, Metazoa, Arthropoda, Insecta, Diptera, Drosophilidae.